AUGGGCUCAAAAUGUCCCACUAAGCCCAUCGCCAGAUGUUUCCUAAUCAGCCCACCUGAAAAAGUUCAACCUUACCUUUUUCAUGGACAACCAUCUCCGCCGUGGCGACCGCGACGGCGACGGCGAGCCGGAGAUUCCGGACCUCACGGAAAUCGGAGACCCGAACCCGAAUUCGGACUCCAGGCCCGAUAUCUCAUCGGACAAGGACGAGAAGCUCGAAACCAUGGACCAGUAAUCCGCCGUCGCCUCGUCCUCCGGCACCUCAACCGCCUCCACGUCCCACACGAUCCAGCCGUUGGUGGCGGCUCCGGCGUGCGAGCUGUCGUGCGUCACCGAAUUCCUCCACGGCGGCGUCCCGCCGUUGGCCCGCAGGUACUUUCCCCCAAACCCCCUCAGUCGCACCUGGAACCCGUCCCUAAUCGGCUCCCACUCGAUCUCCGAAUUCCACGCGCCGCCGUCCUCCGUGUCUGGAGCACCUUGUGGCCGGUCAUCCCCAGCAAGAAGGGCUCGCUCGAGGCCCGGUUGUGGCAGCUCUUGAGGCGGACGGCGCGGGGGUUGUCGUCGACGAGCUCCACCAGCCACCGCGCCUUUCUGGCGGCGCCGUUGCUGCUCUGCCGUGUGGAAAUCUGGUCGUCUCCGGCGACUAGGUACUUGUUCAGGUGGCUUUUGAGCCUUACGGCCUUGGUUUUGGUGAAAAACUCCAUGGGA
Striga asiatica is the source of this 708-nucleotide messenger RNA. Lineage: Eukaryota; Viridiplantae; Streptophyta; Magnoliopsida; Lamiales; Orobanchaceae. The record is from the annotation of a GenBank genome assembly.